This is a messenger RNA of Oryzias melastigma (Indian medaka), 7532 nucleotides long. Its product is annotated as myoferlin. Gene Ontology annotation, cellular component: membrane. NCBI's taxonomy places the organism in Eukaryota, Metazoa, Chordata, Actinopteri, Beloniformes, Adrianichthyidae. The record is from RefSeq and is a predicted model, not a curated record. Gene Ontology annotation, biological process: plasma membrane organization; membrane fusion.
ACUUAAAAUCGUGAAGAAAACGCAUUUUUUUCGUGGAACAGGAACUAUUUCCUGUUUUUAAAGCCCGCCCCGUUGGCAUGGAUGUUCAGUUCAGGCUCAGACUUAAUCACAUACCCGUGAGCGGUCCUCCUCCUCCUCCUCCUCCUCCUCCUCCUCCUCCUCCUCCCUCUCUGUCCUACUAAUGAUGAAGCAGCAGCAGUUCGACUCUCUGCUGUAGACAUCUCAUUUUUUUAUUUUUCAUUAUUUGUAUUCUUUCUAAACUUGAAGUUCCUGGAGUUGUUGUUGAAUAAGUUGGUGUGAAAUGCUGCGGGUGGUCGUGGAGUCAGCCAAAGGACUCCCCAAGAAGAAACUGGGGAGUCCUGACCCGAUUGCCACAGUCAUAUUUAAAGAUGACAAGAAGAAAACCAAAUCGAUUAACAAUGAACUGAAUCCUGUAUGGAAUGAGGUGCUGGAGUUUGACCUGAAAGGCUCGCCGCUGGACGCCGGCUCCUUCCUGGAGGUGGUUGUGAAAGACUAUGAGACCAUCGGCAGAAACAUACUUAUUGGUUCAGCCAAAAUCCCGUUGAGAGAUCUCGCCUCCGGUCAAUUGAGAUCCCUGCCGUCGAAAAAUGUUCCUUUGCUUGGUGAAAAUGGGCAGAAUAUUGGGGCUACUAUCAAUCUCGUGGUGGCCUACGACCCUCCAGCAAAUGCUGCGCCAAACCCCAACAAUCCUCCAGCCGGGGAUGCGACCGUAGAUGGAGGUGAAGCUGGAAGUGAUGAGAAUGAAGGCGAGACGACCACAGAUUUGGGUCAAAGCGGCUCUGCCGGAGUCUCCUUACCAAAAAAAACGUCCGCCAAUGUUCGCCAGCGGCUGACGAGAGGACAGAGUCGCCAUCGACUCGCCAAUAAGCCUCAAGACUUCCAGUUCAGACUUAUUGGUUCAGCCAAAAUCCCUUUGAGAGAUCUCGCCUCCGGUCAAUUGAGAUCCCUGCCGUCGAAAAAUGUUCCUUUGCUUGGUGAAAAUGGGCAGAACAUUGGGGCUACUAUCAAUCUCGUGGUGGCCUACGACCCUCCAGCGAAUGCUGCGCCAAACCCCAACAAUCCUCCAGCCGGGGAUGCGACCGUAGAUGGAGGUGAAGCUGGAAGUGAUGAGAAUGAAGGCGAGACGACCACAGAUUUGGGUCAAAGCGGCUCUGCCGGAGUCUCCUUACCGAAAAAACAGUCCGCCAAUGUUCGCCAGCGGCUGACGAGAGGACAGAGUCGCCAUCGACUCGCCAAUAAGCCUCAAGACUUCCAGAUCCGUGUUCGCGUCGUUGAAGCCCGUCAGUUGCCUGGCAACAACAUCAAACCGGUGGUGAAGGUUCAUGUGUGCGGCCAAACUCACAGAACAAGAAUCAAGAGUGGAAACAAUCCUUUCUUUGAUGAGAUGUUCUUCUACAACGUUAACAUGCUUCCAGCUGAUCUCUUUGAGCAGAGCAUCAGCUUCAGGGUGUAUAACUCGUAUUCGCUGAGGGCCGACAGCCUGAUGGGAGAAUUCAAGCUGGAUGUCGGAUAUGUUUAUGAUGAACCAGCCCAUUGUGUCAUGAGGAAAUGGCUUCUGCUGAACGACCCAGACGACAGCAGCUCCGGCGCUAAAGGUUACCUCAAAGUCAGCCUGUUCGUCAUCGGGACCGGUGACGAGCCGUCGGUGGAGAAGAGGGAUUGUGAUGACGACCAGGAUGACAUAGAGAGUAAUCUGCUUCUGCCGGCGGGCGUGACGCUGCGAUGGGCCACGCUGUCACUGAAGGUCUUCAGGGCCGAGGACAUUCCUCAAAUGGACGACGCAUUUGUCCAGAGCAUAAAAGAGAUUUUUGGAGCAGAUGAAAACAAGAAGAAUCUGGUCGAUCCCUUCCUCGAGGCUCGCUUCGCUGGCAAGAAGGGAUCGUCUGACAGGAAAUGACGCUGUUGGGACCACAUACCUGGACCUGGCAAAGAUCGCUUCAUCUGGUGGAGAGACUGAAGAAGAACAUGCUGGAAACGCUGACAGACCGUCCUAUGAAGGUUCAUCCAUUUUUAUGCUUAUUACAGAGUUCUGUAAACUUUCUUUUCAUCGUAGGGAUCGUCUGACAGGAAAUGACGCUGUUGGGACCACAUACCUGGACCUGGCAAAGAUCGCUUCAUCUGGUGGAGAGACUGAAGUGAACCCCGUAGAAUCUGAGGUGGGUUUCCUGCCGGUGUUUGGACCCUGCUACAUCAACCUGUACGGCAGCCCCAGAGAGUUCACGGGCCUGCCAGAUCCCUAUGAGGACCUCAACUUUGGCAAGGGAGAAGGCGUGGCCUACCGAGGCCGGAUAUUGGUCGAGCUGUCCACAAAACUGGAUGAGAAAGCAGAAAAAGCAAUAGAUAAUAUCCACAGUGACGACAUCCUGGUUGCACAGAAGUACCAGAGGAGGAGAAAGUACUGUCUCUGCGCAGUCUUCCACAGCGCCUCCAUGAUCCAAGAACCCGGAGAACCGAUCCAGUUUGAGGUCAGCAUCGGUAACUAUGGAAACAAACUGGACACCACCUGCAAACCUCUAGCCUCCACUACCCAGUACAGCUGUGCCGUGUUCGAUGGUAACCAGUACUACUACCUACCGUGGGCAAACACCAAACCAGUGGUUGUGCUGACGUCCUUCUGGGAGGACAUCAGUCACCGCCUGAACACCGUCAACAUCAUCCUCUACAUAACUCAGCGUCUGCAAUCCAACCUGGAGGCGUUUAAAGUUGCCAUUUUGGCUAAAGUCCCGGACAACAAACUUGUAGAGGUGUGGCUGCAGCUGCUUGAUCAGCUGGUUGAAGAUCUGGAAAGAUUUCCAACACCUGAGUUGGAGGGCUGCCCCAACCUGACAUCGUUGGACAUCCAAAUGAAAAAGCUGAGAGACAUCACCUUAAACGGCAUCAAGGAAGCUGUGAACCGUAUGAGACAAGAGGCCUCCGAGAUCCGUGACACUCUGUCCGACAUAGAAACCUGGCUUGACAAACUCAAACAGCUUGCUGAGGAGCCACAAAACAGCAUGCCCGACGUGGUCAUCUGGAUGCUGCGAGGGGAGAAAAGAGUGGCGUACAGUCGUAUUCCAGCUCACGAAAUCUUGUUUUCCACAUACAGCGAGCAGGCCUGCGGACAAAACUGUGGCAAAACUCAGACUGUCUUUCUAAAGUAUCCCAUGGACAAGGCAAAAGGAUUGAAGGUGCCAGUUCAGAUUCGAGUCAGCAUGUGGCUGGGCCUUUCUACGGAGGAGAAAAAGUUCAACUCGUACUCAGAGGGAACGUUCAGCGUGUUUGCCGAGCUGUAUGAAAACCAGGCCAAGGUCUUCGGGAACUGGGGAACCACAGGACUGGUGGGGCGCCACAAGUUUUCCGAUGUCACGGGCAAACUGAAGCUGAAACAGGAGUACUUCAUUCCACCCAGAGGAUGGGAGUGGGAAUCUGACUGGUUCAUUGAUCCAGAAAAAGCUCUUCUCACAGAGGCAGACGCAGGACACACUGAGUUCAUGGAUGAGGUUUUCCAAAAUGAAACCCGCUUCCCUGGGGGAGAGUGGAAAGCUGCAUCUGAGCAAUAUACUGAUGUGAACGGAGAGAAGAGCCGUAACCCCUCAGAGUUUGACUGUCCUCCUGGUUGGAUUUGGGAGGACAGCUGGACUGUGGAUGUCAACAGAGCCGUGGAUGACCAAGGUUGGGAAUACGGAGUGACCAUCCCUCCAGAUGACAAGCCCCGGUCCUGGGUCCCGGCAGAGAAGGUGUACCACGUCCACCGCAGGAGGAGGCUGGUUCGACCUCGCAAAAGAGAUCCGUCCUCUACAGGAUCAGCUGUGGAGAAGAGAAAUCAAGGCGACCCCGAGGGCUGGGAAUUCUCUUCUCUGAUUGGAUGGAAGUUUCACAGAAAAGAGCGUUCGUCAGAUACGUUUCGCCGAAGACGCUGGAGGCGGAAAAUGGCACCAGAAGAUCGACUUGGGGCUUGUGCCAUCUUUCAGCUGGAGGGAGCGCUGGGCGUUGAUACAGAAGAGAAGGAGAAAACCUCCAAAGCCAACGCCACCAAAGUGUUUGGCGCCAACACCCCCACUGUGUCAUGCACAUUUGACAGGUCAUACAUGUACCAUCUCCGUGUCUACGUCUACCAAGCAAGAAAUCUGAUGUCUAUGGAUAAAGACAGUUUCUCAGAUCCCUACGCACACGUGUCUUUCCUGCACGUCAGUAAGACGACAGAGAAACUCAAAGCAACGCUGAACCCAACCUGGGACCAGACUCUGAUUUUCAACAGUGUGGAGAUUUACGGGGAUCCUCAAAAGAUCGCUCACCGUCCUCCUGACGUGGUGUUGGAGUUCUACGAUGAAGACCAAGUGGGAAAGGAUGAGAUGCUCGGCCGCAGCAUCUGCACCCCACUGGUGAAGCUGAGUCCAGAAAUGGACCAGACUCCCCGGCUGUUGUGGCAUCCCAUCAUCCAGAAGGGGCAGAGGGCUGGAGAAGCACUGAUCGCUGCUGAGCUCAUCCUAAAAGACAAGUCAGAUGAUUCCAACCUUCCUUUGGUUCCUUCGAUGAGAGCCGAGAGCCUCUACAUGGUUCCUCAGGGCAUUCGGCCUGUGGUGCAGCUCACUGCAGUGGAGAUCCUUGCUUGGGGUCUGAGGAACAUGAAACCUUAUCAGCUGGCGUCCGUGUCCUCACCCAGCCUCGUGGUGGAGUGUGGAGGCCAAAGAGUAGAGACGGCAAUCAUCAAGAACAUGAAGAAGAGUCCCAACUUUCCUGGCAACGUCCUCUUCAUCAAAGUGCUCCUCCCGAAGGAUGAGAUGUACACGCCUCCCAUUGUGCUGAAGGUGAUCGAUCACCGUCCGUUUGGCAGGAAGCCCGUGGUUGGUCAGUGUACGAUCGCGUCUCUGGAGGAGUUUCGAUGCGACCCGUAUGCCAUCGUUCCAGAGGGAGCCAGAUCUUCCAAAAUGGCUCUUAUGAUGGCGUCCCCUCACAAAGACGUCGCCAUCACCAUGGAGGAGACAAGCCCCCUACUGGAGGCUCAGCUUGCCGAGAAGGAAAAAGAGACGGUUGAUUGGUGGAGUAAAUUCUACGCUUCAACAGGCGAGCAGGACAAAUGCGGCCCCUACCUGAAGAAAGGAUACGAUACGCUGAAAGUUUACGACAGUGAAUUGGAGAAUGUCCCAGAAUUCAAAGGGUUGACCGAUUUCUGCAACACCUUCAAACUGCAACGCGGCAAAAAUGACAAUGGAGACGAUGACCCCACCGUGGUCGGAGAGUUCAAGGGUGCCUUCAAGGUUUACCCCCUCCCCGACGAUCCGGGUGUUACCACCCCACCCCGUCAGUUCAGAGAGCUUCCUGAGAGUGGACCUCAGGAGUGUCUCGUCAGGAUAUACAUUAUUCGGGGGAUAGACCUGCAGCCCAAAGACAACAACGGCCGAUGUGAUCCGUACAUAAAGCUCUCAGUGGGGAGGAACUCGAUUGAAGACAGAGACAAUUACCUCCCCAACACGAUAAACCCUGUCUUUGGAAGGAUGUUCGAGAUGACGUGUUUCCUCCCACAAGACAAGGACCUGAAGAUCUCCGUCUACGACUACGAUCUGCUGACUCGCGACGAGAAAGUUGGCGAGACGGUGAUCGACCUGGAGAACCGCUUCCUGUCCCGAUACAACUCCUAUUGUGGUCUUCCUCAAACCUACUGCCUUUCUGGUGUCAAUCAGUGGAGGGACCAACUGAAACCGUCUCAGAUUCUGGAGAACUUGGCCCGAUUGAAGGGAUUGUCUAAACCCAGAACUGAAGACAACGGCACGUCGCUCACGUUUAAUGGAAAGGAUUACACUUUGGCUCAGUUUGAGAACAACAAAGAAAUUCAUCAGCACCUGGGUCCAGCCUACGAACGUCUCUGCCUUCACGUGCUCAGAACGCAGGGACUCGUCCCCGAACACGUGGAGACCAGGACUCUCUACAGCAGCUUUCAACCCAACCUCUCCCAGGGGAGGCUUCAGAUGUGGGUCGAUGUCUUCCCCAAAACUAUUGGACUUCCUGGACCUCCCUUUGACAUCACACCACGCAAGCCAAAGAAGUUUUUCCUGCGUGCUAUCAUCUGGAACACCACGGACGUGACCCUGGAUGAGACCAGCAUCACCGGAGAACGCAUGAGUGACAUAUAUGUCAAAGGCUGGAUGCCCGGUAUGGAGGAGGACAAGCAGAAGACCGACGUCCACUACAGGUCCCUGGAUGGAGACGGGAACUUUAACUGGCGCUUCGUUUUUGGCUUUGACUAUCUGCCAGCCGAACAACUCUGCCUGGUUUCCAGGAAGGAACACUUUUGGAGUCUGGACAAAACGGAGUUCAGGAUUCCCCCCAAGCUAACCGUGCAGAUAUGGGACAACGACAAAUUCUCCCUGGAUGAUUACCUCGGUACUGUUGAGCUGGAUUUGCACAAGCUGGUUGCUCCUUCAAAGACUCCAGAGAAAUGUUCCCUGCAGCUGUUGGAUAAGCAGGAAACAGGAGGACAACGCAAGGUGGACAACACCAAAUCUCUGUUUGCUCAGCAGGCGGUCCGAGGCUGGUGGCCGUGUGCCAUUGAGCAGGACGGGAAAAAGGUUCUCGGGGGUAAAGUGGAGAUGACUCUGGAGAUCAUCAGUGACGCAGACGCAGAGGAGAGACCUGCAGGAAAAGGAAGGGAUGAACCCAAUAUGAACCCGCGGCUGGACCCUCCAAAUCGCCCAGACACGUCCUUCUUCUGGUUCACCAACCCCUGCAAGACCAUGAAAUUCAUCGUAUGGAGAAGGUUUAGAUGCCUCUUCAUCGCCCUCAUCAUCCUCACCAUCGUUAUCCUCUUCCUCGCCAUCCUGCUGUACUCUCUACCAAACUACAUCUCCAUGAAGAUUGUGAAGCCCCUUCAGUAACGCUCCAGCGGAGGGGUCGCCAUGGUAACGCCAUAAGGAAACAAUCCGCUGAAAACAAUCUGUCACAGAGCUGCUUCCAUGUUUUGCACUAUCUCAGCAUUUCAUGUCGUCUUAUUGUGACGUAUGUGACAUCUGGGAUUUUUUUACAAACCACUAUUUUUAUAUCACUUUACAAUCGAGCACAAUUGGCACCUUUGAUGUUAGGUUGCUGUAUCUCUGUGGAAGUUAUUCCACAUUAAACCAUUAAGUUCUGAACAAACAUGACAGGAGGACAUUUUAUUUUGAAAAUACGCUUAGUCUUGAGAACAAAAAUAACCCGGGAUUUAAAACCGUUUUCUCGACUAAAUCACGAUUUGGUGACAAAGCUUUAUGAAAAAUUUAUUUUAUUUGUGCCUUUUAUGUUUUUUCUAUGCACAAAAGUGAAGCAACAAGAAUAACGGAAUUAAAUAAUCCAGAUUUCUUCAUUUUUGCAGGAUGGUGUUAGUUUUUUCUUCUUGAGCAGAGCAAUUUAAGCAGAACAUUUGAGUCAAUUUGUGUCUGCUUUUAUUUCAUUUUUAUGUCUCUAAAAUUAAAUGAAUUUUGGAGUAUGAAACUUGUCUUUUUUAUAAAAAAUGUUUGCUGGUUGAGCUCUAUAUGAAUAAACUCAGCAGUGAAAAAGUU